AUGAAACCAUCAUCUGAACCUGAAGCCAAUAAUAACGAAAACAAUAACCCACCGGCACAAGAAACACAAAGUCAGACAGAAAAUCAACAAGCGGCAAAAGAAUCUAAUAAUUCGAAUUCAGAAAAGAAAAAUAGCCCCAAUCCAGAAAAGACAUCUUCACGCAAACGGAGUAGCAAAGACAAAAAGAAUUCUUUUCAGUCCGAAGGCAAUGAAAGUAACGAAGCCACUCAAGAAAUGGAAGAAAAACCUAAAAAAGAAACAACUGAAACAACAAACCAACCUUCAAAACCAGAAACUCAGACCAAAACACGCAAAGAGAGCAGUGCAAACACAGAAACAACACAAUUAAAUUCACAAAUGAAAUCGAUCCUUUCAAACCAUGAAAAUUUAGGUAAAGAACCCUCGAGUUUUACUAAAGAAGAAUUUGUGGACAGUUUAAAGUCAGUUGGCGAUUCUCCACUGAAAAAUAAAUUAGAACAGAUUAUUAAGACGGGCUGUCCAGGUUUAAAUUAUUUGAGAAUCAUAAACAACAAAGAGAUAUCUUUGAAAGAUAAUACCGCUAAGCGCGGCGUCUUGUCCAAAGAGAAAUUAUUAAACUUCAGAAUUCCGGUAAAAAUUUCCGGCAUCGGUCGUCAGAAUCCAGGAGUCGACAUUGUACAAUACGUCAUCAACGGCCCAACAAAUUGCGUUGAAGAAUUUUGCUCAAAAACCGAAAAUUUCUGUCGACCACUCGACGUCAUCGGAGCUUGUGCCCGAUUGAACAAGAUUACUGAAGAAGAACACAAAGCUCUCGUCCAAGGCCUCGAUCACCGUAUAUUUGAUAACGCUCCCCGUGUUUUCAGUUACAUUUCGAACGGUUUGUCGAAUGGUCGCUUCAUUAAAGACCAAACUGUUCACAGUUACACGAAGAAGAGGUAUCCGAUUGGUGCACCAAGUUGUAAAGGUGUUGAUCCUCUCGCCAAAAGCCUUUUAAACCUUUAUUACGUUGCUGUCGAACAAAGAACAUCCGGAUCCGAAAAACCACACAUUAUUCAGCAAGUUUCGAACAAUCUUGAAGCCGUUGAAGACUACCAUGCGGCUCACGAUGUUGAGAUUGCAAGGAACGAGUGUUGCAGAAGGCAUCUCUUGGAAUACGGCAGCGAUUACAUCUGGACAGCUCCUGAUUUGAGUGAUGAAAUGAAAGUUUUGUUCGGAAAAAGCGGUUGUUUGUUCCUUAAAUUAUUGGAUUACGAUAAAAAAGGAGUUCUUUAUGAGAAGAUCGUUCAUUUCUUGAACAUGAGAGGUGCCAAUCUUCAAAUAUCAAGACUCUUGUUGAAACCAAAAUGGUCGAGAACUUUGGAGUUGUAUUUCCCAACAUCAAGAGCUCAUUUCCAGAAAACUCCAAAACACAUCAACGAUUACUCGAUGUACAAAGAUGUGAGACCUCCUUUGCCAUUCAAGAGAGAUAAUAUCGCCAUGAUAACAACAAUCUUCGACAAGUUCUUCAUACAGAAGACAGAAGAUCCCAAACCUCCUCAACCAGAAGAAAUCGAAAAAUGGAAACAAACUGUAAAUAAAAUGAUCGGUUUGUUGAGAGUUCCUGAUGAUAUUCCAAUGAUGCUAACAUAUUCACAGGCUGCAAUGUUCUCUUCUUUGUGCAUUCUCUCGCAAAGACUUGAAGUUGUAAGAGUUAUGACACAAGUUUGCGACAAAGGUAGAAAAAUUCCUCUCGAAAUCGGUUUGACGGAUUAUACAAUGGCCGGUGCAGAGAGAGUUUUCGAAAUAGCGGUCGAAACAAUUAUCAACAAGAAGAGGAAACUCAAGGAUGGACUUUUGGAAAUUGCUGGACUCUUUAGAAAAGUUGAUAUAACUUUGAUCGCGGAGUUACUUAAGAUUAUGCUCUUGGCGAUCAAAACUUUGAAACACCUCUCACAGACUGAUAACAAAGAAGGACCUUUGGUCAGAGUUGUCAUUUCUGGAGAUGUCGUGGAGAUGGCUCUUCAGGAUCUCAAAAUUAAUGAGCCACCUCUCUCUAUUGACCUUGAGCAGUUUAAGCCAAAGGAAGGUUUCAGAUAA
Trichomonas vaginalis G3 is the source of this 2055-nucleotide messenger RNA. Its product is annotated as zinc ion binding. The coding region runs from base 1 to 2055 and encodes 684 amino acids. The record is from RefSeq and is a predicted model, not a curated record. The transcript has a single exon. NCBI's taxonomy places the organism in Eukaryota, Parabasalia, Trichomonadida, Trichomonadidae.